AGAAGCUGGGAGGAGAGUUGAAUUAAUGAAUUAAAAUGUCCUGAGUCCAGUUGAGUGACUGAAUACUUUUUCAUUUAUAAGGAGAGACAAGUGAAAACUUGAGAGAAGAGGACAAUUCAACUUCUACAUGAACCCGCGAACCAUCACACUUCGAGAUGCAACGGGGGACAUUGCAACUAUUUUAUUACAUAAUAACUCUGUAACGUUCAACCGGAACCGGUACCGACUGACACUUCAGUCUUAGAGAAACCAUUGAUUUGUCUUUGGUAAAUUCGGGAUUAGAUUCGUAGGCUACAGAAACUUGUUGAUUUUAACGGUUGGUAAAAAUGGUUUUAUUGUCAGGCAUAUUAGAAUUAUAAUGGCAAUAUCUCAAACCACAAUCAGGAUGGAAAUCUGUAGACAAUGAAAGUUGGGUGUCUCGUGCUCAUGCGUGUGAGAGAACUGUCAACAAGUGCGCAUUCCUCCAAUCCAUGACGUCGCACUGAGUAAAAAGUCAACAAAUAGGCAAAUUGGUCAUAACAUACAUUUUGUAAAUGUGUUUUGGGGGAUACAAACACUUUUAAAAGUCUCAAAAUUGCAUUCAACAAUUGCAACAAAAGCUCUCUCCCUCACUCUAAUUUCCACUGUCAAGUCCUUUCCCAUUUAUCAAUUCUAUCCCCCUUCACCCCCUACCUCACUCCUCCAUCAUCAACUCCCCCUCCCACCCUCCCUCCCUUCUUCCCCUGAUAAAGCUGCAGCCAUGACGUCGGCCACUCCCCCCUCCUCGCGCGGCUCCUCCCCCCAGAAGGUGUGUCACUCCAUGACACAGACUGAGGUUCUGAAGCCGCUGCUGGGGGCAGGGGGGGCGGAAGGGGUGGGCGCACUCCGACGGAGACGGCGCGUUCUCUCCAAGGACGGGCACAGCAACGUGCACAUCGAGCAUGUGAGCGGGCGUGGGGCGAUGUACCUGCGUGACAUCUGGACAACCUUCCUGGACAUGCAGUGGCGCUACAAGCUCUUCCUGUUCUCGGCCACCUUCGCCGGGACCUGGUUCCUGUUCGGGGUUCUGUGGUACCUGGUGGCGCUGGUGCAUGGAGACCUGCUAGAGUUUGACCCUCCGUCCAACCACACCCCGUGUGUGAUGCAGGUGCAGACUCUGACGGGGGCGUUCCUCUUCUCACUGGAGUCGCAGACCACAAUUGGCUACGGUUUCCGUUGCAUCACAGAGGAAUGUCCCGCCGCCAUCAUCCUCCUCAUCCUCCAGCUGGUCAUCACCAUGGUGCUUGAGAUCUUCAUCACUGGAACCUUCCUCGCCAAGGUGGCGCGGCCCAAGAAGAGAGGAGAGACAGUGAAGUUCAGUCAGUACGCUGUGGUGUCCAAUCACGAGGGCCGACCCUGCCUCAUGAUCCGUGUGGCUAACAUGCGCAAGAGCCUGCUGCUGGGCUGCUCGGUGACGGGGAAGUUGCUCCAGACGUCCCAGACCAAGGAGGGGGAGACGAUGCGUCUGGACCAGAGGAACGUUCCCUUCCAGGUGGACACGUCCAGCGACAGCCCCUUCCUCAUCCUCCCCCUCACCUUCUACCACAUCAUAGACGACAGCAGCCCGCUCAGAGCCUGGGCUGCCAAGGGAGGGGGAUGGACGGAUCCGGAUCUGGCAGACUUUGAGCUGCUGGUGAUCAUGAGUGCCACGGUGGAGCCCACCUCCGCCACCUGCCAGGUGCGCACCUCCUACCUGCCUGAUGAGAUCCUGUGGGGGUAUGAGUUCCCCCCCGUGGUCUCCCUGUCCCCGUCUGGGAAGUAUGUGGCGGACUUCACCUUCUUCGACAAGGUGGACAAAACGAAAACCCCGCCCCUCUUCAAACAGGCCCCCCCCCCAAGCCCGGCCAUGCACUCGUCCCGCAGCAGCAGAGGGGGCGCAGAGGAAGGGGCGGACCCAGAGAAGAUGAAACUAGAGGAGAGCUAUCGAGGGGAGGAGAGGGGGAGGGGCAGGGGGAGGGGCAGGGGGAGGGGGAGAGACAGUAGCCCCCUCAGUGUCCGUAUCAGUAAUGUAUAGAGAGAGAGGAUGGAGGGAGAGAGAGAUAGAGAGAGAGAGAGAGAGAGAGAUAGAGAGAGAGAGAGAGAGAGAGAGAGAGAGAGAGCAUGAAUGAGAUGGAAUGAGAGAGUUACGAGAAAGGAGAAAGGAGAGGAGACUGUAUGGAGAUUGAAAAAUUAUCAAGUGAGAAUAAAAAGUUGAAGGAAUGAGAGAUGAGCUGCUCCUCUGUUGGGAAAUGUGAACACACGCUCCUUUUUUGGACUUUAUGCGUUUGUAUCGCCCCUUGUAAGGAUUCAAAGGAACAAAAUGCACCCCAUUUGUGUCUACUGUCCUGUAAUCAAAGAUGGAACAAGAAAGCUUUUUCAACUUAAUUUGUCUGUAUUUUUUAUAAGAAGACUUUGUGUGACUGGAAAGGUCAAGGUUGACUGGUUUACCAGGACAAAACAUGGUUCACGAGGACAUAAUCAAAGGAACCAUGCAGUGGAGGCUGCUGAGGGGAGGACGGCUCAUAAUAAUGUCUGGAACAGAGUAAAUGGAUUGGCAUCAAACACAUGGAAACCAUUCGAUAACAUUCCACUUAUUCCACUCCAACCAUUAUCACAAGCCCAUCCUCCCCAAUUAAGGUACCACCAUCCUCCUGUGCAUUCAUUGUACUGUUACUGUUUUUAACACAGAAAGGUACUCUGUCUGCAGAACAUGAGAGUGGAAAUACUGGAUCAUUUAAAAAAACAUUUUUUUUUAAGGAUUUUGAUUGAAUAUAUGAUAUCGUAUGUAUACUGUAUGCAUCUGUCCCUAACGAUGCGAUAUCCAGCAGUACUUAUUCAUCUGAGUAUAUGCUUAGCAGGGUUGGGGUCCAUUCCAUUUAAAUUCCGGUAAAUUCAGAAAGUAAACCAAAUUCCAAUUCCAAAUGUUCAUUGUCACUCAUUGAAAAGCACCGAAGAGAAAUGAAAUUGGAAUUGGAAUUUCAGUGUACUUCCUGAAUUGACUAGAAUUGAAAUGUAAUUCAUUCCAACCCUGAUGUUCAGUGUUUCUGUUAUUUUAUUAUUUUUUUUCACUGGAAAAUAUGUAUGUUAACAAUACUAAAAGCACUUUAACUUGAUGGUGUUUGUGUACACAAGCAUAUUUAUAUGUUUCAGUCAAUGUGCGUGCGAGACUGCAUGUAUGUGUGUUUUAACAUAUGCAUGUUCAUAUGCAUGUACUUGUUAUUCCUCCUGUACUUCAAUACCUGAUCACUCCUGUGGUCAUUCUAAAACGUGCCACUAAACUGUGCCUUUUGAUGUGCCAGUGUCUGUGCAGUCGAGCAUCAGAUUUCAAUAUCAUAUGGUGUGGUUAGCUGAUAUGUUAAACACCUAUCCACCCGUUGUGAGAUCUGGCAGGCGUCUGCAAUGAAGUCAGGCAAGAAUGCUACCAUUGCCUGUGAUUGGUUAUAAUGUGUUGGCCAGGCCAGGUCCCAUCUGUAAUACUGCAACCUCAUCACCCUAACAGAUAAUAUACUAUGAAGUGUUGCCCAGACCAGGUCCCAUCUGUAAUACUGGAACAGAUAAUAUACAAUGAAAUGUCUGUUUUUAAUAAAAGUGCAGAUUUACAACA
Oncorhynchus mykiss (rainbow trout) is the source of this 3601-nucleotide messenger RNA. NCBI's taxonomy places the organism in Eukaryota, Metazoa, Chordata, Actinopteri, Salmoniformes, Salmonidae. The record is from RefSeq and is a predicted model, not a curated record.